AUGGCCUACUUGCCCUCAGACGUAGCAAUGGCCUCUCCCUCCUCUUCUUCCUCCGGCUCAUCGUCCCUCUUCUCAUCGCCGUCAUCCUCUUCCUCCUCCAGAACAUCGGCGAGCUCGCCGGCUAUCCACCCCAGCUCUCUCGUCGACGCCGCCCAGCACUCGCCGCACACUCUAAGGCUUGUCGGCAUCCCAAUCACCCAACGCCUAAUUGACUAUGUAGUGGACCAGGUCAUCGAGACGGUCGACCAUGCCAUGAACCGGCCAUCAACCCUUCUCCCCGCUUCCUCCUCUUCAAAAUCAACCUCUGCCUCCAGGCCCAGGACACCCACCCAGCAAAAGUUCUCCACCUUCACCACAACCGUCCUCACCCGCGCAGAAAUCACAACACCCACCCUCCUCCUCGCCCUCAUCUACAUCCACCGUGCCCGCCCGUAUCUCCAUAUUGCUCUCGAAGAGUGGGCAUUGGAGCGAGUCUUCCUCGGUGCCUUGAUCGUCGCAAGCAAGUACGCCAACGACAGCACCCUCAAGAACGUCCACUGGGCCCUCUGCACAGGCGUAUUUGGCAAGCGAGAUGUCGGCCGCAUCGAACGCGAGUUCCUUGCCGUCCUCGAGUGGGAUCUCGGCGUCACCGAGAGCGAGGUGCUCGGUCUCUGGGAGGGUCUUGAAUGGGCAGUAGAGGAGAAGGAGCGGGAGGAGCGAGAGAAGCGGGCCAAGUUGGAGAGGGAGAAGAUGAGGCAGCUCGAACUCCUCGAACGCCAACGCGAGCAGCAGCAGCGCCAGCAACAAAAAUCGGCCUCCAAGUUCUUCCUCGGCGAGCGAUCUUCAAGGCAGCCCUCGCCGCCUCCUCUGCCAGUGAAACCCCGCAACCACAGGCGUUCACAUCUCGCCGUCGAUGCCCUCGCUCUUCCUUCAUCCAGGACACACGGCCACUCGCCCUCAUCGUCCUCGAUGAGCUCAUCCUCGUCUUCAUCAUCAGACUCGCCAUCACCGACGACGCCUGAAGACUUCCAGACGCAGUACAUCGUCAUCCAAGACGGCGAGGCCGACCACUCGAGUCCCCGAGGCGUCCCAGUGGUCACACCGCCAAAGAAGCGUGGGUUCACGGCAACGACCAUGGAACUUUUGAAGAGCUUCCCUUUUCCCGGCCACCACCACCACUCCCACCAGCAGCUCCCGACGGCGAAGCGACACGACCGGGAGUUUUCCCAGCCGCAUCCCUAUGCCUACACCCUACCCGACUACCCCCAGCACAUCAAGCACGGCCGCUACGCGACUGAAGGCUCCCAUCGGUCUGUGAAGCGCCUCCCUCUGCGCGUUGUGUCGUCAUAA
Messenger RNA from Coprinopsis cinerea okayama7#130, 1329 nucleotides. RefSeq lists its product as hypothetical. The record is from RefSeq and is a predicted model, not a curated record. Bases 1 to 1329 code for a protein of 442 amino acids. Gene Ontology annotation, molecular function: protein kinase binding; cyclin-dependent protein serine/threonine kinase regulator activity. The transcript has 2 exons. Gene Ontology annotation, cellular component: nucleus; cyclin-dependent protein kinase holoenzyme complex. Gene Ontology annotation, biological process: regulation of cyclin-dependent protein serine/threonine kinase activity. NCBI's taxonomy places the organism in Eukaryota, Fungi, Basidiomycota, Agaricomycetes, Agaricales, Psathyrellaceae.